UAAGACGCAUUUUGUGUGGAAACGCAAUUUUAAAGCAAGGGCGGUGAUAAAAUAAAAUGGAACUGCGGUUUCCAGGUCUCGUGUUUCCAGUCGGACCCGCCUCUCGUGCAGCGCCGGCCCCGUGCCUCCGUGCAGCGUUAGUAAACAUGGCUGCGGUCCUGCCCUCCAGAGCGUGCGACAGCAACCCCGCCACGCCGGGAGCGCAGUCGUUAAAGGACGACACAGAAGACAACUCCAACGAUGGCAGUCAGGUUCCUAAACGGCGUCGCAUGGGUUCUGGAGACAGCUCUCGGAGCUGUGACACUUCCAGCCAGGAUCUUGGGCCCACGUACUUCCCUGCCGAAAACCUGGUUGAGUAUAAAUGGCCAUCGGACGACAGCGGGGAGUACUACAUGCUGCAGGAGCAGGUCAGCGAAUACCUCGGGGUCACUUCAUUCAAGCGCAAGUAUCCAGAUUUGGAAAGGAGAGACCUUUCACACAAAGAGAAGCUGUAUUUGAGGGAACAGAACGUCAUCACCGAGACCCAGUGUACCUUGGGCCUUACUGCCCUGCGGAGUGAUGAAGUCAUCGAUCUGAUGAUUAAAGAGUAUCCGGCCAAACAUGCCGAGUAUUCAGUCAUCCUCCAGGAGAGAGAGCGCCAGAGAAUCACUAAGGAGUACUCUCAAAUGCAACAGCAGAACCCACAGAAGGUGGAGGCCAGCAAAGUGCCAGAGUACAUCAAGAAAGCCGCAAAAAAAGCUGCUGAAUUCAACAGUAACUUCAACAGGGAAAGGAUGGAAGAGAGACGAGCAUACUUUGACCUUCAGACCCAUAUUAUCCAGGUUCCUAAGGGGAAAUACAAGGUGCUACCCCCCGAAAGGACCAAGACUGGGCCGUACCCUGUUGCGCUUAUCCCUGGUCAGUUCCAGGAUUACUAUAAGAGGUACUCGCCCAACGAGUUGCGGUACUUGCCCAUGAACACGGCUCUGUACGAGCCCCCCCUGGACCCCGAACUGCCAGCCCUGGACAGUGAUGGCGACUCGGACGAUGCGGAGGAGGGCAAGGGGGAAGAGGGCAAGAAGAGCAAAGGCUCCUCGGAAAGCUCCUCGGGCAACACGUCAGAUGGGGACAGCCAGGACAGCGCAGCACAACCCAAGGGCAAAGGCAAGGAGCGGAGCACACCUGCGCCCAAGGACACCCCCGCACGCCCCCUCCAACACAAAUCUGUCCCCGGGUACAAGCCUAAGGUCAUUCCAAAUGCUAUAUGUGGCAUAUGCCAGAAGGGUAAGGAGUCCAACAAGAAGGGGAAGCCAGAAGCGCUCAUUCACUGCUCCCAGUGCACCAAUAGUGGUCACCCCUCCUGCCUGGACAUGACUGCCGAGCUGGUGGUCAUGAUCAAGACGUACCCCUGGCAGUGCAUGGAGUGCAAGACGUGCAUGGUGUGCGAGCAGCCGCACCACGAGGAGGAGAUGAUGUUCUGUGACAAGUGCGACCGUGGCUUCCACACGUUCUGCGUAGGCAUGGACUCCAUACCCCUGGGUUGCUGGGUUUGCGAGCUGUGCCUCAAGGACACCUCGACCCCAAAGAAAAAAGGUGGAACGAAAACUCCAAGGUCCAAAUCUCAGAAAUAAACCCGUGCAGUGUUGACACGCGACGGAAUCAACUGCUGAGUGCUAUUUUGUCUGUUUUUAAAUGGGUAUUUAUAUAUUUGUUACUGUUUCUGUUCCUUUUUUAUUCUCAGGUUUACGCUCCAGGUUUUACUGUCUUGUAUAUAUUGCUUUGACAUGUUUAGAUACGAAAUCUUGU
Molecule: messenger RNA, 1785 nt
Organism: Scleropages formosus (Asian bonytongue)
Lineage: Eukaryota; Metazoa; Chordata; Actinopteri; Osteoglossiformes; Osteoglossidae
Gene: phf10
Product: PHD finger protein 10
Exons: 12
Coding region: 57-1610 (517 amino acids)
Cellular component (GO): npBAF complex
Source: RefSeq, a predicted model, not a curated record